AUUAAAUCGUCUGGAGGCAGUGUCACUGCGCCAGCUCGUAAGAACAGCAGUUGCAGUGGAAACAACAAGAAGUAGAUCACGAGGUUUUAUGCCUUCUGUAAUUGCACCUUUCGCGCCUGCUGCUCGUAGUCCAUCGUAUGUCCUCGUCUGCUUCUUCACGUUCUUCGUUUUCCUGUAGCAAGUCUAUGGUUCUUGCAUCUCUCGACGGUCACGGUCAACACAGCACGACGCUCAUAUCGCGACCUUCCGGAGACUGCGGCGACAUGAUGGGGUUGGGGGUAGUACUCGAAAAUUAUUACCCUGUACUGCUAGAGGAACAAGAGCCACCAGCAGAGACGAAAAACAACUGCCUCGUCCGCAGCCCUUCUCGACAACCAAGGAGCGUCUCCUCCCGGUCGCUCUUGGUCUUGCGCAAGAAGAUGACUGGUACGUCCGGCGGUGAACAAGAUGUUGACUCAGAUUCUGUGCAGCAACUACAAAAAAGUGAAAUAGCUGAAACCACCUCGUCCACGUGCGCACAAAGAAGGACGUUUUUACCGCCUUCUCCGAUAGUAUGCUGGUCGGGCAGCUCGAGUGGAGCAACUGCGAGCAGGUGGUUCGCUGCAUCCGCGUCGCUGGAGAACUGCAGGAGAACGCGCCAGCGUCGAGCACCAGCACAGCGACAGCGACUGAACUACCGUUGGCCCGUAUCUUGUAAGAGCACAUGCACAGCAUCAGUAGAAACCAAGCGAUGCAGAAAGUCCUCGAGAAACGCAGCCCCGAGGCCGCAUCAAAUGGAGCGAGAUAAACUACAACGUACCAGUUUCAGUCACGGUGAAAAGAACAAAAAAGCAGACUUCUCGAACAAGUGUCGCACAAGGAUAAGAAGGAUGAAAACUACGCAGGUUGACGACGAGGUGGAGCUACAUCAACCCCGGGCAAUAAAACGAAAACACAUUCGAGGAGCAGCCUUGACGUCGCUCCUCUCGACAUUAACAUUGUAUUUGACCGCAAGUACUAGUCCGAACUUGUUUGUCACCGCCCUGUAUGGACCGGUGUGCGAGCGGUCGGAAAUCCUUGCUACUAUUAAGAAUCCGAACAACAACCUGGAAGCGCCGACGUGUGUGUCCCAGUGCUCGGCCUCCAGCAGCUACGCCUGCCCCGCCACCAGCGGCGCGAUGGCGGUCAGCGCGAAGCCGGUGUGUGCUUUGCAGGGUGCGGAUCUCGUCUCAUUUUUCUGCGUUUUGGCGUGCAACGUGGACGCGGAUUGCCCGUCGAGUGGAUCGUGCAGGAGCAUUGCGAGAGGUAUUUUUGUAUUGGAUGGUGUAUCUUCACUGAUAGUAUGGCUGCACAAGCUCAACAAGCAACCACCUUUUUCCUACCUAGGAUGUUGUACUAGGUACUGUAGUCUUGUUGAUUUGAGAUUCACUGCAUCUAAAAAAUUGCAUGGACAUCAUGACACCACGCACGCACAGGGUAGAUGCCGUGCCUCUUGAUAUUCUUUUGGUUUCUAAAUUUGACAUAAAUCAAUCUUCAAUGUCACCAGCCCCGGCACAAAGCAAGUUGCUCGGCAUUUGCGUCACCCCGGGAUCAGGAUAUCAAAACGAUAAUGUUAAAAAUGAGGGCGGCUUCUACAAUUGCCAUGAUCGGCCGUGUCGUGCAUGAUAGAGAUAGAUCAGACGUAACAACACGAUGACAGCUCAAACAACCUCCUCCAUUUUUGCGGUUGAAGAAAGAAAAAAGCUUUCAAUUGAUGCACGACUAGCACUGGUGAGGUUGAAAGAACAUAUUUUCGUGCGCGAACGAAAUCACGGAAAAUCGUGAUCUUCGAUGUAUCUUUUUCUGCCCUCGUUGUGUUGCAGAGAGCACUUCUGCUGCAAGUGGUAGAAGGGAUGGCCCCCGGCCCUCACUUCUUGGCUUUCAUAAAAAAGAUUCCAGUACCACCAAGGUCGACGCUGGCCCCGGGUUCCCUCCGGUCCCUGGCCAAGAAGCGGUGUGGCGGAACAUUGGUAUAAAUCGGUUUUUCUUGUUUUCGUCACUUAGUACCUACGGGACCAAAUAGCACAUGCAAGCUUUUCAAGUACAACUACAAGCUGUAGCAUUGACAUUGUAUCUCGUUCCCGCUCUGCUUCACGACUUAAGUACUGAUUUUCAAUUUUUCAUCACAGGCCCUCCCACGAGCCCCGCUUCAUCCUCCGGCACCUAUCCCAGAAAAAAUCACCAUCAUCCAAUUUGCGAAUGAAUAUAAAAACACAUCCUUACAAUACAGCUAUUGUAAAAAAGAUAGCAAAACUAUGUGUGUUGUGCAUGACAAACUCAGCUUGUUGAUGGUGAUUUUAAUCAGCAGGAUACUCAAUCCUCCAACUCCAAUGCCAAUGACGCGCUGCAGCUGCUGGCCCGGACCUACAGCAUUCCGGCGACCGAGCCAGCGCUCGUCACAGUUCAGAAAGCGCUGAACGGAGACGCCUCCGCGAGUGUCCCUGGUGGUGGUGCAGGAUGGAGUAGCAGCACGGGAAACAUGGUGCCCUCGAUGGACGGAAAUUGGCUCGACGACACACUGCAUGACGUGAAGUACUUACUCAAGAAAUUUUUGGUUUGUUCCAUGUAGUUGUAGUUUUGGUGCGUCCACCGCCUGGACUAAGGGAAGUAGCAGAAGACUCAACUACAUCGGGAUGUUGAUGAGCAGCAAGUUAUUGCAAAAUUAUUAUAUACGCAAGGUAUUUCGAGAAGCACGUUCUUGACGGGGAUUUGAUAUCCAAAGAGCUGUAUCCAAUAGACAUACGUCUGGGUCUGGAAGAGUGCAAUUUUUGUCAUGCACAUUCAUUGUGCGUGAGCGUGACCCACAAUGGCCGUGAUGUGUGCCCCGGCAUCACAGGUUUUGCGAGAGGGGGCUUUUUCAUAUCUAUGCCGAAUGAAAAAUGCCCCCUAAGCGUAGCAAAAUAAACUGGACUCCUCAGACUCAGAGGCUGCUCAUGCAAUACUUACAGAUCGUCGUAAAGUUGAUGCUCUAUGCGUUGAGGUGUGGAAAAGCUCAUGCAGUAGACGAGUACUGGAUUGUUAUUUUCUUUUUCAAUUUCAAUCCAACGGCAGCAUGACUAAAACUCAAACUUUGCACCCUUCCAAACCCAGACCUAUUCACAAGUCAUAAGCCCCAUGACACCUACUGGAACAUCACCCAUCUGCACACGGGGGCGUACGCCAUUCUUCACGGGCUCUCGCUUUUCUUCCUCUUCUAUUGCCUCGUUGGUAUUGAAAUGUGAAUCGAUCUAAAGAAAAAUCAAGUCGAUUGUGAUAUGCAUCGUGUUGUAAUAUCCUGUCAGUGUUUGUGCAGACCGCAAAAUAAAAAGCGCCGAUGUAUUCGCCGGAGGGGCGUGUUCUUAACAGUAAACUCAAAACCCAAUUAUUGGCAGGUAUGUGUCUGAAGCACUACGUGGCAAAGGCCCAGGGCUACGAUCUCAUUCCGCACAAGGAAUUCUGGGCAUCGUAUCCCACACUGGUCGCCGACGGCGGGCACAUUGUGAAAAAUUUCGUCGUGCAGGAGGUUUUCCAGCGAGGAAAAGGCGCAGGAGGGUCGUAUGGACCUCGUUAUCAUGUGUGACAGUGCUCUGAAUAUUCAAAUUCUUAUUUCGGUUUUUUCAACAUCUGCAUCUCCCGGCCCCGGCGCACAAGAACAAAUAAAACGAAAGAGCAAAGAAGUUUUCUGUCAUGCUCCAACUCCCCCUCGAAGGAGCAUUGUGAAGCCGACAAGAGGUGAAUUUCAUGGCUGCAGUUGUCACACAUGAUACCAAAAUGACAGAAUACAACAACUUCGACUACAAUUACCGUGGACCGACCGGCGUAGGAGCUGGUGGCGGGAGUGACCAAGCCGGGUUCGGCACGGGCAUGCUGUAAGUAGUGGAACAGGAGUCUACCGACGGAUAUAGCGCUGGGCUGUGAAACGGGAUCAGCAUCCGCAGUGGCGGCCGAAACCCGGCCUCGUGCAAGCAUUUCCCCGGUCCAUGAAAGAUUCCGGAUUUUGGGUGCGUAGACCGAAAGAGCUACUGGACGUGGAAGUGGAAAUCGAUGCUGCGAUAGGAGGAAGUACUACAAAUGAGCAGCAAAAAUGGAAAUGUCAGUCUCCGGGUGCUGUGAAAAGAGAAAGCACAAACCGAGCUGCCUGAGUAGUAGAGUAUUAAGUUCCAAGAAAAAUAAUCAGUAGAAGCGAGCAUAUUAAUACAACUGAUGAAGCUCUGCGACGUCAAGCAGAAGGUGC
Messenger RNA from Amoebophrya sp. A120, 4231 nucleotides. NCBI's taxonomy places the organism in Eukaryota, Dinophyceae, Syndiniales, Amoebophryaceae. The record is from the annotation of a GenBank genome assembly.